Molecule: messenger RNA, 1392 nt
Organism: Pleurotus ostreatus (oyster mushroom)
Lineage: Eukaryota; Fungi; Basidiomycota; Agaricomycetes; Agaricales; Pleurotaceae
Exons: 12
Coding region: 1-1392 (463 amino acids)
Biological process (GO): transmembrane transport
Cellular component (GO): fungal-type vacuole membrane
Molecular function (GO): transmembrane transporter activity
Source: RefSeq, a predicted model, not a curated record
AUGAGUUCUCCAGAAGCAGCGAACGAAGGAACUACAGCUCAGAUCUCUGCGCCCUUCGAUGAUACCAAGGAAGGGAAACCCGGAUUUGAAACCAACGUCGUCGCGGCGGAAGCGGACGAUUUCCCAGACGGAGGUCUCCGGGCGUGGUUGGUUCUCUCGGGGGCGAUGUGCAUCACGUUCUCGACAUUCGGCUAUGUGAACGCUUGGGGGGUUUUCCAAGCAUAUUAUCAAGAGACGCUCUUGAAAGAUUCAUCGACGUCGAGCAUCGCCUGGAUAGGUUCCAUCCAAUAUGCUCUAAUCUUUCUUCCCGGACUAGUCGUCGGCCGCCUAUUCGACUUGGGGUAUCUAAGGUCGAUGCUCCGGAUCGCCAGCGCUUUUCUUGUCGCGGCGACAUUUCUGAUCGCACAAUGCACAAAAUACUGGCAUUUCCUCCUCUGCCAGGGGAUUGUCAUAGGGUUAGCGUCGGGGAUUUGUUUCAGCCCUUCCACGGCAGUUCUUGCCCACUGGUUCAAGCGCAGACGGGGAGUUGCUUUAGGCCUUCUUGCGGUUGGAUCCUCUGUAGGCGGAACACUGUUCCCCAUUGUAGCUCGACUCCUCAUCACAUGCGUCGGCUUCCAAUGGACAAUGCGAAUCAUUGGCUUUAUUCUCGUCUGCAGUCUUUCCUUUGCCAACUUGACUAUCCAGCGCCGACUUCCCCCUACCAAUGUAUCGGGCGGGUUGUUCAACCUCAAGGCUUUCAGAUAUGCCCCCUUUACGAUUUACUGCCUUUCUGGGUUUACGAUUUAUCUUGGGCUCUACACAGUGCUCACAUAUAUCGACCUCGCCGCCACUGCCGCUGGGGUAUCUCCUGACUUCUCCUUCUAUCUAGUCGCGAUCGCCAACGCAAGCUCCGGAUUCGGUCGAUUUGCAUCUGGAUAUGUAGCCGACUCGCAUGGUAUGUGCACGAUGUUUCACUUUCGUCGCCGAAGAUUUUGGUCGGUAGUGUACAAGAGCAUGCUAACGCCGAUUCCUGAAGGGCCAAUAAAUGCAAUGAUUCCGACAACUGCGAUUGCCGGUAUCCUCACUUACGCAUGGCCGUUCGCUCAGGACAAGAGUUCGUUGAUCGCUAUCGCUGUGCUUUAUGGAUUCUUUUCGGGGACAUACACAUCAUUGUUAGCCAAACCGAUGAUGGAACUUGGGGACACUGGAGAUGUCGGUCGUCGGCUAGGAAUGUUUAUGAGCAUUCUAGCGAUUGGCGCACUGAUAGGCCCGCCCAUUUCUGGGGCCAUAAAUACGGCUACUGGGGGAUUCCACGUUGUUGGUUAUUAUGCAGGUAGCGUCAUUUUGGUGGGGGUGUGCAUGUUGACGAUCUCCAGACAUCUGGUUUUGCGUCAGGUGUGGGGUAAAUUUUAA